AUGAUGGGUUGCGGCAGUCCCUUGGAGGUGAUAGAUGUUUCGGGUGGUCUGCCCGCGGAUUUAGGGCAGGUUUACACGAUAAAGCCGCUCGGCGUGAUUCCAGUUGUGCGCGAGGCUGGGUUGGCCUGGGUGGUGGUGGGAAUUGGCGCGGGGGACUUGUUGGCGAGCCUGAUGAAUCACGUUGAUGACGUGUACGCGCUGCUCCCGGGAACAAUGGAAUCCGUCAUGCAUUGGCUGACGGUUUGCGACUCCACUGAGCCUGGAGACCCCCCAGCGGUGUUAGCCAGUGAUGACAGCUACGGCACGGACAAGGCACUGGAGGUGAUAGCACAGGCGCACGCCGCAUGGCAGCUGUUCCUCCACAGCAACGUGCAGCCGGAGCCCUGGCGGCCGGAUCUGGACGUGUUCUCCACCAACGUGCUGCAGGCCUGCUGGCGCAAAUACACUGACGGGCAGAGCGCUUUGGUGCUCCCUGUAUCGGGUGAGCGGCGGGAUGAGAGCGUUCCUGGAGAUGCUUAUAACGGGGAUGAGAUGCUGGGGUUUGGAUCAGUGGGGUUUGGUGCGGUUGAUGGAGAUAUGGCGGAUGAGGAGGGGGUUGAGAGAGAUGCAAGGGGUUCUGGGGGUGCAGGCAAGGGUGUGGCAGCAACAGGUUCCAAAAAGACAGAAGCAAAGUCAGCAUCCGCAUUGGCAGCACGGCACCCCAGCAGCUUUGAGAGCAGUGGGGGCUACAGCAGCAGCAGUGCGCAUGGGAAGGGGACGCGAGCUUGGAGUCCUCUAGCUGUGCUGCGCUCCAAAUCCCCUGGCAGUCUGCAGAGCAACCAUGGCAAGCAGCGCGCACAGAGCGCGGCACGUGACAGCAGCAGAAAAUCCCCUCGAAGUCACCAGAGCAGUGCGGCCAGGGUGAGCAACGAGGUUCAGAGUAGGGGGUUAGGGGCGGGUACCCAGUGGGCUGCUGCUGCUGCUGCUGCAGGCCAGGUGAAGCACGGUGCAGGCAGCCAAUCGCCAGUGGGUGGUAGACCACCCAGCAGCCCGUCCCUUGUAGUGGGUGGUAGACCACCAAGCAGCUUGUCCCUGGUAGGUGGUAGACCACCCAGCAGCCCGUCCCUGGCUGGUGGUGGACCACCCAGCAGCCCAUCUCCUGUGGGUGGUAGACCACCGCUCAGCAGCAGCAGCAGCAGCAGCAGCAGCGUGUCUCCAGGAGGCCAGAGGGGGCGAGACAGCAGGUGUCCUGGAGAACGGUCAGUGGUGCCCAGGUCUCCAAGGGAAAGAAUGCUGAGGCCUAAGUCUCCAAAAGGAAUCCUGCCUGGCUUUGCCUUGGCAGCUCUUGGGGGCGGUUUGCGAGCAGGUGGUGCUGAUGGUGGUGGUGGUGCUGCUGCUGCUGCUGUUGGCGGUGGUGCUGCUGGUGUUGAUAGUGAUGGUGUUUCGGAUGCAGCUGCGUCUGAACCUGCCAACGCUGAUGCCUACAAGAAGCCGGUCUUUGCAGCGCCGAAUGUCUCCCCGGGGGCUGCAGCACCUGCACCUGCCAGACAUGGCAAGGAAAGGGUUGCAACAGCUGCCAGUGUAGAGAGGCUGCUGGCGGGGAUGCUGGAGGGGCGGAGCUCAUACCCUCCAGGCCUGGCAUGGUCCAGACAGGGGGGCGGUGUGUGCGCGGGUAUUCCCAAGGGUGAUGGGCUGCUGCGUCGGCAUCGCAGUGAGAACCUGUCUGCGCGUGGGGCGUUUCAGCAGCAGCCGGGGGAUGGUUGGAAGCAUGGGUUGGGGGAUGGUGGACGGGAUGGUGGGGGGAAUGGUGGGAGGGAUGGUGGGGGGAAUGGUGGGAGGGAUGGUGGGGGGAAUGGUGGGAGGGAUGGUGGGGGGAAUGGUGGGGGGAAUGGUGGGGGGAAUGGUGGGGGGAAUGGUGGGGGGAAUGGUGGGAGGGAUGGUGGGGGGAAUGGUGGGGGGAAUGGUGGGGGGAAUGGUGGGGGGAAUGGUGGUGAGGUGGACAGGCUGGUGGCAAGGCUGCUGGAGGCAGGAGGUGCGUGUGCGGGUGCGGCACAGGCAGGCAGUGAUGCUGAGGUGCUGCGUCGGCACGGCAGUGAGAACCUCUCAAGGUAUAGCUCUGCGUGUCCUCCUGUGCUGCUGCAGGCAGUGCCUGAAGGAGGAGGAGUAGGUACUGGCGAGGUGCCCACAGUAGCAAGAGCCGGGGCUGCUGGGACGGCGGGGGCAGUAGCAGGAGUUGGAGCAAGGGGGAAGGCAGCAGAAGCAGCAGCAGCAAUGGUAGAGUCAAGCCACUCUGGCAUGGCUUGUGAGCUCACAGCAAAGGGGAAAUUGCCGCAGAAAGGCGGGCAGCGGGGUGAUAGACUCCGCUUUCCGCAUUCCAAGUCUCUACCCCCGACUUUAACUGGAGGAAGCUGGAGUGAGGAGGAAAUCAUACAGCCUGUUUUGACUGUGAAAAGGAUUGCUGUUCCCGGAAACGCAGCCGUUUCUUUAACCGGGAGUGCUUUUCCUUCAGAUAAUGAAGAUGCUUUUGCUGCUGUGGAAGACAGACAGUUACAGAGGCAGAAAUGGAUGCAGCUGCAGCAGCAGCUCCAGCAGGGUGCCUCUACAACCCCUACAGCCCCGUCAGCAGCACAGACUGACAGGUUUCGUCGCACUCUCUCUGCUCCGCGCUCCUCCCUACCCCCACCCACCGCCUCCUCCACUCCUUUCCCUGGUCACCCAUCCAGACUCCUCCCAUGUCUGCCACUUUCCUCCCCACCCCCUCAUUCCUCCCCACCCCCUCAUUCCUCCCCACCCUCCAUGCUCAACAACCCGCAGUCCUCUUUCCCAUCUACCUCUGCCCGCCGCCGCUCCUCGUCCUUCUCGGGGUGUGAAAGCUCUGGCCUUGGCUCGCCUGACUGCUCCACCGCCACACACCCUCCUGCGUGUGAGGCAUCUGUUGCAUUUGAUGCGCCACAGGCACUUGUGGUUGAGGCGCAUGGGCAGCAACAGCCUCCCAAACACUCCACUGUUGCCGCCCAUGCUACAGCCGCCCAUGCUACAGCCUGCCAUGCAGAAAAUGAAAUUGCUGCAGCCAGGCUUGAGUCAUGGAAUGCAGUAGACAAGUCUCAAAUGCCGCUCACCCUGCCACUGCCAGAGCUGCCAGUGGGACCUGGGGAAGGUGAAGAGAGAGACGAGGGAAUGGGAGCAGUCGCCUAUAUGCAAGAGCAGGAAGAGCAAGAGCAGCAGCAGGUAGAUUUGAGGGAGUUGGAUGUGGUGGGGCUGGUGCUGAGGGGAGGUGGGGGGGGAAGGGAAGAGAUGGGUGGGUUGGAAGGGAUUCGGAGGAUGCAAGGGCUAGGCUUGGUGGGGGGGCAGCAAGGAGGAAGCUGGCAAGAGGGGGUGGAGGAGGACCAGUACCAGCAGCGGCACGACCAGCAGGAGCAGCAGCAGCAGCAGCAGGAGCGAAUGUUUGAGUGGACCUCUGACUGGACUGUGAAUCGGUCUGCUGAGCGUUCUCUUGACUGGUGCUCGCAAGGGAAGCCCCAGCAAGCUGCGCUUGGUGCUGAUAGUGUCGGUGCUGCGAGCGGUGCUGGUGGUGCUUCUGGCAUUGGUGCUGGUAGUGGUGUUGGCAGCGGCAGGGCAGCAGCAGCGACCGUACGGGAAGCAUUCAAUGGAGCGCCAUUACCUUCUGAUGUGGAGGGCGCAAGGCCACUGUAUGGCGAGAUGACUUCUGAGUCGACACAAAAGGCAGCAGCGACCAGAGGGGAAGCAUCCAGUGGAGUCUGGUCACCUUCUGGAAUCGCUUUUGCGAGCUCUCAAAAGCCAUCCAGUGGAGGCUGGUCACCCUCUGCUGUGGAGGGCGCAAGCGCACUGUAUGGGCGCACCAUGACCCUCGACAGACACAGUUUCAGGGGCUGGGGCACACGCACAGCCACAGGCGCACGCAUGGGCAUGGGUGUGGGCAUGGGCGCGAGUCAGAUGGGUGUGGGUGUGGGUGUGGGUGUGGCUGUGGGUGUGGGUGUGCGAGAGGGUGAUGAGAUGGCAGUGCCUCAGCUGGAGCGCAGGCGGACAGUGAGCAGGGUGAAGUUCAGUGAGGAUGUGGACGUGGUGAUGUAUGAAGAGGCUGACGUGGCAUCUGCUGUGCUGCGAUGCUGA
Molecule: messenger RNA, 4110 nt
Organism: Closterium sp. NIES-65
Lineage: Eukaryota; Viridiplantae; Streptophyta; Zygnematophyceae; Desmidiales; Closteriaceae
Source: the annotation of a GenBank genome assembly